AUGUCCUGUGGUCCGAUGAGACCAAGGUUCCACUUUGAGAGUUAUCAGCAGCUCCAAGGCAUGCAAUUUGCUGUGGAUGAGAUUAAUAGAAAUCCAGAUAUUCUCCCCAAUAUCACUCUGGGAUUUCAAGUUUAUGAUUCAUGUGAUGUUCUACAGUAUGAUUUGAAAGGGGCUUUGCAAAUAUUAACAGGAUACGACAGAGCCAUCCCAAAUUACAGAUGUAGCAGAAAUGUUCCUCUGAGUUCCAUAAUUGGACCUGCGAUCUCCACACAUUCAAUUCUCUUGGCUCACAUUCUAGGUCUCUAUAAAUAUCCACAGAUUAGUCAUUUCUCAACCAGCUCCGUUCUAAGUGACCGAAGAACAUUUCCUGCCUUCUUCAGAACUGUUCCCAGUGAUCAUUUCCAAUCUAAAGGACUUGCACAUCUUGUGUUGCAUUUAGGUUGGACUUGGGUUGGAUUAUUAGCUGCAGACAAUGAUUAUGGACAACAGGGAAUUCAACUUGUCCAGCAGGAGAUAGUCAAUGCUGGAGCAUGUGUGGCCUUCACUGAAAGCAUUCUUACGAAUCAUCCAGGCCACAAUGCUCCACACAUCGUCAAAGUAAUGAAGGCAUCAUCAACCAUGGCUGUGGUUAUAUAUGCCACAGAUGUUGACCUUGCUCCCAUUCUAGAGGAGAUGUUAAGGCAGAAUGUCACAGGAAAAAUACUUGUUGCCAGUGAAGCUUGGUCCACAUCCACCCUUGUAUCUAUGGAAAAAUAUUCUAUGCUUCUUUCUGGUACUAUAGGUCUAGCACUUCACAGUGGAAAAGUGCUUGGGCUCAGAGAGUUCCUCAAUAAGAUCCACCCUUCAAUGUCUUUAGGAAGAGAUUGGAUAAAGAUAUUUUGGGAGUUAGCUUUCAGCUGCAAAUUCAUGGCUGAUAAAAAUCAAACUGGAUAUUUAGAUGCUUCAGAAAAAGAGUGCACAGGAUUGGAAAAUCUAGAAAGUGUCCAUAAUAUCUACAAUGAUGUCUCAAGUUUAAGAACUACAUAUAGUGUCUACAUUGCAGUUCAUGUUGUGGCCAAUGCCUUGGAAAAUCUUAAUAAGUGCAUAAGAGGAGAAGGUCCAUUUUCUCAAGGAUUGUGUGCAGACAUCUGGAAUUUUACCCCAUGGCAGCUUCUCCAUUAUAUGAAAGAGGUAAGAUUCAUGUUGAAUAGUGGAAGAGAAAUCUAUUUUGAUGAAAAUGGAGACCCACCUGCAAUCUAUGACAUUGUUAAUUGGCAACUAAGUCCUAAUGGGACCAUAAGAUAUGUCAAGGUGGGAAGCUAUGACACUGCAGCUCCCCAGGGUAAAAUCUUCACCUUCAACACAAGCGCCAGCCUCUGGGCCUCUGGUAGCCAACAGGUCCCUAUCUCAGUCUGCAGUCAGAGCUGUCCCCCUGGCUUUUGGAAGGCAUCUAGAAAAGGAGAACCUGUCUGCUGCUUCCAGUGUGUCCCUUGUCCACAAGGAGAGAUCUCAAAUCAAACAGAUUCCUUCAAUUGCUUUAAGUGUCCGUGGGAUAUGUGGCCAAAUACAGAGAGAUCCAGAUGUCUUCCAAAGUUGAUAGACUACUUGUCUUAUGAAGAUUCCUUGGGCAUAACAAUGGCUUCUACAAGCACCAUCUCCUCUUUGGUUCCAGUUAUCAUUUUGAAGCUUUUCAUGCAAUUUAAAUCAACCCCUAUAGUAAAAGCCAAUAACUAUUCUCUAAGCUGUCUCCUUCUUGUGUCUUUGUCCUUCUGCUUCCUCUGCACAUUGGCUUUUAUUGGUUACCCCCGAUCUGAGAACUGCCUUUUUCGUCAAGUUGCAUUUGGCAUGGUUUUUGCUCUUUGCAUUUCUUGCAUCUUAGCCAAAACUAUCAUGGUAGUUUUUGCCUUUAUGGCCACUAAACCAGGUAAUAAUCUCAGGAAGUGGGCAAACCCUUGGGUAUCUUAUGUGAUCAUUUUUAUAAGUUCAUGUAUACAGUUUCUUUUUUGUAUUACUUGGUUAUCAAUCUCUCCUCCCUAUCCAGAAAUGAACACUGAAUCACAAUCCACUGCUAUCAUUCUCCAAUGUAAUGAAGGUUCCCCCACUGCCUUCUGGUGCAUGCUGGGGUACCUUGGUUUCCUGGCCACUAUCAGUUUCAUUGUUGCCUUCUUGGCCAGGAGACUUCCUGACAGCUUCAACGAGGCCAAGUUCAUCACAUUCAGCAUGCUGGCCUUCCUCACUGUCUGGGUCUCCUAUAUUCCAGCCUCACUUAGCGCAGAAGGCAAAUACACUGUGGCCAUGGAAAUAUUUGCCAUCUUUGCCUCCAGUUGGGCCCUGGUUGUUUGCAUGUUUGCCCCAAAAUGUUUCAUUAUAUUGUUCAGACCCAAUAUGAACUCCAAACAACAUCUCAUGAAGAAAUGCAGGAGUCCAGUUGAUUAG
Molecule: messenger RNA, 2415 nt
Organism: Pelobates fuscus (common spadefoot toad)
Lineage: Eukaryota; Metazoa; Chordata; Amphibia; Anura; Pelobatidae
Product: extracellular calcium-sensing receptor-like
Exons: 6
Coding region: 1-2415 (804 amino acids)
Biological process (GO): G protein-coupled receptor signaling pathway
Cellular component (GO): plasma membrane
Molecular function (GO): G protein-coupled receptor activity
Source: RefSeq, a predicted model, not a curated record